AUGACCAUUCCCCAGAUAAAAUCUAUCGGGAAAACGACUUCCAAGCAUACCGUUCGUCAGCUCAAAUUUAUCAUCCCCGGAGCUGCAAUCACAUAUGCGUUCAACACCCAUCGCGUUUUUUUAGAUUUGUUGACCAGACAAGAUGUAGAGGGUCCAGUGGGGAAGGUGAGCUUUGGAGGACUUGUGAUCAUACUUUUCCUCUAUGUUCUCCUGGUACCGUGGAUAUACGGCCUCGAACCAGACUAUCGGUCUUGGCGAGACUCUGGAAUACUCUCUUCUGUCAUCCCAAUCUUGACCACUGCUAUCUUAGUUGGCUGGUCACUUCUGUCCUUUACCCUUGGAAGGUGGUCUAAUUUGGGAUACCUAGAAGGAGUAGUAGGGGCAUCAGGCUUGUAUGCACUCACGUUUGGACUAUUAGGUCUUCUUCCCGCACCAAAGAUUCGCCGCUCAUGA
Molecule: messenger RNA, 453 nt
Organism: Suillus bovinus
Lineage: Eukaryota; Fungi; Basidiomycota; Agaricomycetes; Boletales; Suillaceae
Exons: 4
Coding region: 1-453 (150 amino acids)
Source: RefSeq, a predicted model, not a curated record